UUUUUUAGAUUUCUUCUUCAUAGAAUUUGUUUUUCUUUGUGAUUUUCUUUUACAUUUCAUCGGUAGUUUAGUUCUAAUUUCUCUUUUUUAUUUUAUUUUUUUCUUUUCGUUUCAUGGUCGCACAAAGAAGAAUUCGUUAAUUCUUCUAGUGAAAUCUAAUUAUGUGAAGAAAUAGGACGAAGAUGAGUUUGCAAGGCAUAAAGCUAGUAACUUUUGAUGCUACAAAUACUUUGCUGAAGUUCAGGAUACCGCCCUGGCACUUUUACACUAUCGUGGCCCGUGACCAUGGGUUCAAAGGAUCGCCAGAUGACGUCAAAACAAAAAUGAAGGACAGUUUUAAAUUGAUGUGGGAAAAACAUCCAAACUUCGGUAAGGACACUAUAACCUGGGAAGGGUGGUGGAGGCAGCUUGUGAAACUAACGCUGAAAGAUCACCUUCCAGCGAGCGCCGAUGUGGCUACUCUAGCAGACACUCUCAUUAAUGAGUUCAAAACCAAGAGGUGCUGGUGCAUAGCCGACGGCGGAGAUAACAUCAUAUGCUCGCUGCGUAAACAAGGUGUGUCUGUUGGGAUCAUAUCAAACUUUGAUCCCCGUCUAGAUGACAUUCUGAAAAACCUUAAUUUACAUGAUGUUUUUGAAUUUAUUUUAACAUCAUACAAAAGCGGCUUCAGCAAACCAGAUAAAAGAAUAUUUGAAUAUGCUUUGAAGCUUUGUAAGCAGCCUGUGGAGCCAAAUGAAGCUUUACAUAUCGGAGAUGAUCUUCAGAAGGAUUAUGAGGGUGCAAGAUCAGCAGGCUGGCAUGCUCUGCUGGUGACCACUAACUUACCUGAGAAACCACCAGCUAAGGAUCAUGUGUUCAACAAUUUAGAACAAUUAAGCUUAGCGAUAGAACAAAAAAAUCUUAAGCUAUGAACUAGAUUCUAAUCUCACUUCAGCCUGUUACCACCUUGCACUAGUUCACCUUCAUACCUGUGUUUAAAAUCAAUCCUAAAACUCAUUCUACAUAUAUAAUAACAUGUUAACUUAGCUAGUCAAAUGUUUAUGUUACCAAAUUAUAGUAAAUAUUGGUUAUAUCUUAUUUUUAUUUUGUCACAUAAUAAAGAUCAAGUCUUGUAAAUCUUACUAGGAGAUGAUUUUAAUCUUGAUCUUCCUUAGCACAAUUGAAUCACAACUUAGAAUUUAAGUAGGAUCUCUUUAAAUUGAUACCACUAAGACUAAGAUCUACAUGGAAAAUUUCCAAUUGACUUUCAGUUCAACAUGAUUCUUUGUUCAGAAGCCAUUUAUUGAUCAUUUAGAAAUAUUAGUAUGGACAUUUUUUUAUUAAAUCUUGUGAAAAAUUUAGCACUCGACUGUACCAAAAAAAA
Molecule: messenger RNA, 1363 nt
Organism: Manduca sexta (tobacco hornworm)
Lineage: Eukaryota; Metazoa; Arthropoda; Insecta; Lepidoptera; Sphingidae
Product: haloacid dehalogenase-like hydrolase domain-containing protein 3
Exons: 1
Coding region: 183-911 (242 amino acids)
Source: RefSeq, a predicted model, not a curated record